AUGGAUGGUAAUAAAAAAUUUCGUUCUCGUGCUUUAAUUGUUAAAACUGCUCUUCGAUUUAUAAUAAAAUCUCGUCGAAAAUCUUCACUUUCUGGUGAAAAUAUUCAAUGUGAAAGCCUUUCAUCGUCAGCAUCUUCAUUAAACUCACCAAAUUUAUCCAAAGAUUUAAUAUAUCAUCAAGAAAAAUAUCAAAAACGCAUACCGGAUGCUCCAACAAAUGUUCGCUUGAUGGUUACUGGCUCAAAUAGUAUCACCGUUACAUAUGAUGAACCACAUAGAUCUAAUGGAGCUAUGGUUAUUAAAUAUAAAAUUGAAUGGUGUACAAAUGAAAAUUUUGAUGAAAAUUCUUCAUCUGAUAGUAUUGUACAUAGUGAUAUUGUUAAAAAUUGUUUUCUUCGUGAAUAUGUUAUACGAGAUUUACCUAUUGGACAAAAAUGUUAUGUACGUGUAUCAGCUGGAAAUAUACGUGGAUUUGGUCCACCAUCUAUAGCUAAUCCACCUUAUUGUGUUCCAUCAAGCUGGCGUGAAUUUUCAAAAACAUCACGUCCAAAUGUAUGUGAUUUACGUUUUGAAGAAAUUCUUAAUAAAAUACGGCCGGAAAAAAUUAUUAAUGAACGUGGAGCUAUAGGUACAGCAUUACCAAAUUCUUGUUAUACAAAUAAUGGAACUCUUGAUGGAAACGAAUCACCUGAUAUGUCAAUGUCUGCAAAUUCAAUGAGAACUCGUCGUCGAAGUUACGGAAAUCUUCGACGAAAUCUUCGACAAUUAUUUCAACUUUAUCCACGUUUAGCUAAAACAAUGAAACGAGGUCUUUAUUUAGUAUCAGUUAUGUUAAAUGGUGAAAAAAUCUUAGUAACAAGUGAAGAUGUUCUACCAAUGGUUGAAGUUGAUGAAAACUAUGGUCAUAAUUUAUUAGGAGAUUUUCAAUGGUUUAUGAAAUUAACAUUUGUUUGGGAUGAGUUAAAAACGUUAAGACCUGAUUUAGAACGAUGUUCAAGUGCAACAACAUUUUAUCUUCGAAUGAAACUUGUUCAAGCUGCUAUUGAACUGCAAACAUUAGAAGAAAUAAACAAUCUUGGUCGUCUUCAUCAUACAUAUAUUCGUGAUAAUGAUGGAAAUAUAGCAUUUAUAUUAAUUAAUGAUUUAUCAUCAAAUACUUCAACUGAUACACGAACAAAUAUUUGUCCACCAAAUUUAAAAUGGAUAUCAAUGGCAAAAUUUUUUGAAACAAUUAAAGAAACAGAAUCAUUAACAAAUAAUUCUUCCCUUCAACAAAUCACCGAUAAACUUCCGGAUAUGAUUGAUUUUUAUCAUGCAUCAAUGCGUCGUCUUGAUUCUGGUUUAUAUGUUGCUUAUUUAAAAAUGCAAAAUAGUGUUGAUUGUGUACGUGUUAUGGUUAAUAGAUAUAUGCCCGGCUCAUUACCUUGCACAAGAAUUCGUUCUGUAGCUAAUGUAUCAAGAGAAGAAUGGGAAUGGCUACAUAAAAAUUCCGUUAAUAAUAAUAAUAAUAAUAAUAAUGAUGAUGAUGAUGAAACUCUAGCAGAAAAUAUAUCCGAUGAAACUGGUCUUUCACUUUUUAAGAUACAAUUUCAAGAAGCUGCUAGAGAUUUGUGUCUGAUGCUCAAUCUUCCAGAAACUCAUUUUUCAAAUAGUCGUGUAUAUGAUGCUCAAGUAGUUGAAAUUCGUGAUGAUCUUUCUCUAAUAAUAUUAAUGUCAACAGCUGAUGAAGUAAAUGUUCUUUCAACUCCAUCAACUCAUCGUCAUUCAAUUGCAAGUGAUUGUUUAACACCAUUUAUGUAUUUACCUGUAUAUAUGUUUGAAGUUUUGCAACAUUUAAGUAAUAAUUAUCGUUUUAUAUCUCAAUAUAGUCGUGUAUCAAUUUGUCUUGAUUUUGAAUUAAUAUGUGCUCAACAAAGUCAACGUGAAGCAUUUUCAAUAAAUGAAUUAGAUGAAUCACGUUAUCGUCUUAAUCAUUUAUUGUCAUGUCAACAAGAUUUAGAUGAUAUAUGGCGUUCAUCACGUUGGCUUGUUGAUGUUAUUAAUUGUGCAAAAGAUAAAUCUUAUGCUGGUAUAUCACUUAAAUCAUGGUUAACAUUUCAAUCAUCAUCAAAUAUUCAAUUAAAAAUUAUAACAACAGAUUCUUCAUCAACAAAUUAUGCAUCUGAUUCAGAAUUACAUACAGUUAAAUUUUCAAAUUCAACAUUAACUUUACCAACAACAAUAACAUCAACAUCAUUAUCAUCAUCAUUUUUAAAUGAUACACAAAUAAUUAAAAAUUAUGAUAGUGGUUUUAUUGAUAAUGAAACAAAUAAUAUUGAUCGAUAUAUAACAAAUCGUACAUCAUCAACAAUAUCAACUGAAUCAAAUGAUCCAAUUGAAUUAACAUUUUACAUUCCUAUAUUAACAUCAAAUACAUUAAUACCAUUUAAAUUACGUACAAAUAAAACAACAACAUCAAAUGAUUUAUUAAAAAUAGUUACAAAACAACAAAAUAUGUUAUUAAAGUCAAUUUCAACAUUAUCAUCAUCAGCAUUAUUUACUUUUGUUUGGAUACGUUCAAAUGGUCGUGAACAAAUUAUUGAAGAUAAUUUAACAGCUGGAGAAAUUGAAAAACGUUUGAUACGUUAUGGUGGACAAAUACAUGUACGUUCAAAAGGUUUAUCAUUAUCACGUUCUUCUCAACCACUUAGUCGAAUAUCAUCACCACGUUUAUCACCAUCAACACAAACAACGUCUAAUACAAAUACUUCCAAUAAUAAUUCAAAUGUACCUGGAUCGAAUUUAAGUUUAAAUAUUUAA
This is a messenger RNA of Rotaria sp. Silwood2, 2799 nucleotides long. Lineage: Eukaryota; Metazoa; Rotifera; Eurotatoria; Philodinida; Philodinidae. The record is from the annotation of a GenBank genome assembly.